GGCAAAAAUAAUUGCGAGUAAUUUUUCUUAAAAUUCGUGUUAAAAUGGCCUAAAAUUGCACAAAAACCAUGUCAAAAUUAUAAAUGAACGACGUUCGAUCGUGAUAAAAGUGAAAAAUUGUAAAGAAAAACUACGAAAAAGGUAAAAACUGCUAAAUUUCGUUUUGCAUUCCAUCACUUAGUGAAAUGUCGCUUCGUUUCAGACAGAAAAAUGGCAUUAUUUAAGAAAGAUAUCGCCCUUUUGGUGUUGCAAUACUUGGACGACGAAGGAUUAAAGAACGUUUAUCGGUCAUUUUGCAAGGAAAGCUCACACCUUAACGGAUGAAUGGCAAGCACUGCAACGCGGCCUCAAACGCGUCAAUUUUUCAAAGAGUUUGGACAAAUGUUUACUGGAACAUGCAAAAGUCGAAGCCACAAUUCGGGAGUUUAUGCAGUUUGAGAACCUGAAAUUCGAUUCUGGAUGUGAUACGGACAAGAAACUCGAACAAGUGCUGCGAUAUUUUCGGCCCGUGUUUCGAGCGCCCGCAAAUAAGAAGCAAAAACGUCGUUUUUCGAAUGUUGACAAGUCGGAUAGUAGUCCGGUGAUGCAUCAUCGGUCCCCGAAGCGCGUCAAAAAGAACCAAGAAUCGUAUUAUUCGCUUAAAUCUGCGGAUACUUCAUCGAGUGACGACACAGAUAAUGAAGGGGCGACCGAGAUUGAUAGUUCUUUUCAUACGGAAAAUGCUGGAGAGGAAGCCGAACAAUCAGUACUAAACACGGAGGAUCAAGUUGAGAUUAUAACAACUGCUCGUGAUACCCUUUUGGACAUGCCAGACCUUUUUUCGACAAUUGUCGCGGAAAAAAUUAACGCUUUGCCGACGGAUCAGGCAGCAGAUCUCAAUCCAAAAGCAGUAAUUGAGGAAUUGGAGAAGGAUCAGCGAUUCAACGAUGUCUUUCAAGAGUUGCUUGAAAUAACGGCGACACAAAAAGAUUUGUCGUAUCACGAGGAAAACGUCGAAAAUGAAGAAGAAGAGAAAGAAGAAGAGCAGAGAGAGCUACGAACACGCACGAAACAAAUAAAUUACAACGAAGUAGCAAAAGGAAAGCCGAAAAAAGAGAAGCCAGUACCAAAAAGACGCGGUCGAAAGAAGCAACCGCCGGUAAAAACGAUGCCAGUUGCAAAACCGAACGAACGAGUGAUCGAAACAGUGCUCGGAAAUGGCGAAAUUCUAACAAAAGCCGUAAAAAUCGACAAAAAAUCCGUCAAACCGCUUGGCGAAAGUGACGAACAUACGCCACAAACACGCGUUCAACCCUUUAACAUCCCGUCAAUGCCUUCUUUGAGUACUCCCAAAAUCGAGUAUCCAAGCGGCAUCACAGUUUUAUCCUCAGUUCCCGUCCAAUGUGUGCCAGCACCGCAAAUUGACUCAAAUACGAUCAUCUUACCGUGUCAUCCGACCCCCUUGGGCAACAAUAUCAUCGUCGAUGUCACCCCAAAUACCCUCAAAUACUUAACAGAAGCUUCUGCACCGCUACCGCCUCUUGUUCAAACAACAACAACUGCAACUGUGACCAAUUCUGUGGCAACUACGCAAGAAAUUCACGUAGAAACAGCAAAAGUUGAAGUCAAAUCGACGCCUGAAAACACUUCUCAAGCAAUUAAUAAGCAAAAAGUAUCGAAAUGUCUGUCGACGCCAACGCGAAAACUCGCUCAUGUGCGAACGCUGAACUUUAAGACGCCCAAAAAGCUGAAUACGAUCAUCGAUGAGAGUUUGAAUGAGGAUCCGGAAGUCACGGUUAUCGAUAAAAGACAGCCAUCGUCGUGCCCGCCAGAGAUUAAGGGAUUGACGGAUGAUCAAGGGAUGAAGAGUGAUGUGGAAAGUGGGUCAGCAGAUGAAAAAAUUAAAGAAAGUGCAAAAAAGGACAAAAAACUCAUUAAAGAAAAUUCUGCCGUCAAACCAACCUCAGAUAAGACUGAAAACUCCGCCUUAGAAGUAUGGAAUCGCAUGCGAAGUGCGAGCAAAAACAAAAAUUGGGACCAACAUUUACGAGAAGUCAACAGAACGCAAGAAAUUUCAGUUGCUUCUGAAGCUCUAAAGGACACCGCGAAGAAACGCCGAAAGAAACCACCCGCCAUCCAAGAGGAAAAUGCGGAAAAAUCUCCCACAAACGAGCCAACUAACGAAAAGUUGUACUUUAAAGUCCCGACACCAAGCAAAAAAGUACAAAAAGUGCGUCCUACCCCACAGCUCGUACUGCCGGAGGAACCAAAGCCAGUAAUUCCGCCAACAAUCCCGCUGACAGAACCGUCAAUAAUUACUUCUCCCGUCGCAUCCACAAGUCAUGCGAUUAUGAGUCCCCCAAGUUCCGCCAACGAAUCCACAAUUUCGAUCAUCGCGAUGCGCAGCACAAGCAACGAACCUCUGCAGAUCUCCUUGAGUCAAUUGGCGUCAGUUUUUCCCGAUACACCGUUUAAGGAGAACAUGCUGAAUAUUCCCGUGACACCCCAAAUUUCCGCAAAUCCGAAUAUUACGACGCCUUUCACGAAAUUUUUGAAUGAUCUCAACUUGCAUUCGAUUAUUAAAAAUACUGACAUCGCCACGCCAUCAUUUGCGAAGACUCCCGGCACGGAUCAACGAGUUUCGCCGCGAAGUACGGAAAGUAAGCUCGCAAGUGGUUAUAGUAGUCGAGCGACAGAUUAUUCGUCGGGCAGCUCGUAUUACAAACCGGACGAAAUGGAGAAUAAAAUUAUCGAGCAAAUGAUAAAUGCGGAACAGAUGAAGGCGUCAAAGGAAAAAUUACAGAAACAGUCACACACAGAACAAGGAAAAGUACAAGAAAAGAAGGAAAUUGAAGAGAAAAAGAAGAAAGAACCGGAAAAAAUUGCCGAACCAAGCAGUUCAAAGAAACACCCGGAAAGCUUAAAUCCCGAAAAUAUUCUGAAUCGAUCAUUUGGAGGCCCCGACGACGACGAAGAGACCCGAAAUUUGAACACGCCCGAAAAAAGAGCUCGUCAAGUGGCCCAAUUGGAAGAGAAAAAGGCACGAACUAUCCGAAUUCUCAAAGCUCAGAGUCAAAAUAGCAACAACAGGAAAAAAGUCAUUCAAAUUCCGCCGAGACAAGGCACUCACUUGACGGAUUUCCGACGUAAAAAGCUGUCUAAAAUCGUAAAUACCGCAAAAAAAUCAAUUUCACCGAAGAAACCUGUGGUUACGAAGCCAACAGUCGCUGGCGGAAAAGAUUUACGGAAAAUUGCGCCCACAACUAGAGCUUCAAGCGCUAAAAAACGACCAGCAGAGAAGAAAUCCGUGGAAGAAAAAAAGAAACCUGUCGAAGAAAAGAAAGAAAUUCUUCGAAAAUCGCCUCGAACGUUGCCCAAACAGCCUCCUCCGUCCCAAAAACCCGAACCAGCUCCCACAAAAAAGGAAAAAUCUCUCAACCUUUCGUCAAGUUCUAGUUCCUCGAGUUCCUCUUCGAGUAGCAGCGAGUCCAGCAGUGAUUCUGAGUCAGAUUCUGAUGUCGAACUGAAUCACGAGCUAAUCACAUGUGCCGACAAAACCCGUUUCCUGUCAAUUCAGGAAGACCCAACCUUUGAAAAACGUCGUCAAAGCACCGACGCCCCCAAAUUACGCGCAAAACCCUUCGCCUUACGCAUCAAAGAUCGCAUUAUCAAACUAACGACGUCCGAAACCAUCAAUUUAUACGAAGCCCGUUCCGAGGACGAGCGACGAAAACAACGCACCAGCUCGGGAAGUGCCAAAAAACAAGGCGUUCGCGUAAAAAUGGAUCAAUCCGGCUUUGAAUAUGUCUCGUCGCCGCAACAUGGAUCACCAAUGUCGUCAUCGACGCCCGUCGCAUCGGCGGAAAAAAAGCCACAUCGCCCCAUAAUUCACAUUCACAGCAAGACGGGAGAGGAAAUUGUGCCGACGACGCCCGAACAAAAGCAAAAAACAGCAAGAAUGCCGCUGAAAAUUGACAUGAAGCAGAAUCAGCAGCGCCGGGACCAGACGGAGAAACCACCAGCGGAAGAUGCAAUCGAUGCCUUGCUGAAUCAGCUGCAUCCGAGUUAGAAAAUUCCGGGGAAGGUCUUCAGAGCUGGUCUCCAAAUCUAAAAAAAAAAUUGAGGAAAAUUCUAAAUUUUGAGUGUUUUUGUGUGCUUUGCUUGAAUCGAUACCAAAAUAAUUUGUAAAUACGAGAGUUUUAUAGAUUUAAUCAAAAAAAGUAAGAAAUCGAAGCUAAGAUAAAUAUAUUUGUAGUAGAGAGAUAUCAGAUUUAAAUAUUUUUAU
This is a messenger RNA of Culicoides brevitarsis, 4264 nucleotides long. RefSeq names its product titin (gene mxc). The transcript is spliced from 2 exons. The record is from RefSeq and is a predicted model, not a curated record. The coding region runs from base 428 to 4048 and encodes 1206 amino acids. NCBI's taxonomy places the organism in Eukaryota, Metazoa, Arthropoda, Insecta, Diptera, Ceratopogonidae.